Molecule: messenger RNA, 1110 nt
Organism: Cavenderia fasciculata
Lineage: Eukaryota; Evosea; Eumycetozoa; Acytosteliales; Cavenderiaceae
Exons: 2
Coding region: 1-1110 (369 amino acids)
Source: RefSeq, a predicted model, not a curated record
AUGACCACCGAUCAAAUAAUAAUUGACGAGCUUGCGACGCUUCUCUUCCUCGGUUUGAGGGAGUGGGGCUUGGGUGGCAAAGUUGACGUGGCCCGAGACGGGGACGAGCAACGUUUGGUGAGUGAUGACUUGGUCGCCCUUGAUGAGAUUGGUGCGCUUGAUAACGUCGAUUGUUGUGCUGUAUCGGAUGGCGAUACCGGCCAAUGUGUCGGAUGUCUGAACCUUGUGCUGAAUCCAUUGGAUGUUGGUGUUGUUGGGGUUGUUGCCGCUGUUGUUGAUGUUGGCGGGUGCGGUGGGGUAAGUGUAGGAGGAGGUGGUGUCACCGUCGAUGCCAAAGUCGUUCAACUUGCCACUACCGCCAUUGGAUUGGGUUUGGGCGGCAAAGUUGGUGUUGGCGGCAUUGUUAAAGUAGUUGUUGAUGAUUGGAAUGUUUGGUUGAGCAGCUGUAAUGUUUCCAAGAUUAUUGAAACUGUUGUUGUUGCUGCCACCACCAUUGUUGGUGCCAUUAGUACUACCAGUCAUGUUGGCAUAGUUGUUGAAACUACCAUUGUUGCUUCCCCCUCCAUUACUGGUGUUGAAGUUAAAGUUGUUAUUGGUGCUGCUACUACUAGUAGUGCUACCAAAGUUGGGAUAGUUGAUAAAGGAGGAGGAGAAACCGUGCGACGAGGGAGAGAAGGAGUUGGUUGGAGGAGAGGUAGAGAGCUUUUGGUUGCUCUUGGCUUGCAAACAAAUCUUCUUUUGGGUGUGGAGUGCGUCGAUCCAUGCCUCGGUCUGAUCCUGCACGGUCGAGUAGAGGUAAUGGUUACGGGCGCCGUCAUUGAUCACCAAACAGAUACGCUCGCCGUCGUCACUCGACAUUCUACGGAACGAGAUGGCAAUGUCGGCCAAUUGAAAGACACGAUGCACUUGCUUGUCCGACUCGUCGUGGUAGUUGAUCAACGCCGAGAAUGUAAGACGGAAUCGACGCUUCUCCCAGAAACCAAGACGUUUGCCUUGCUUUUUGAGAAUACCUUCGUAGAGAAUACGCUCGGCACCCACAAAACCAAAGUUGAUGUUUUGAUAGAUUGGAUUGUUGCCCAAAACAACCUCUGGCUUUGGAAUCACCAUUGA